GUGUGUGUGUGUGUGUGUGUGCACAUCUGGCUUAGAGGACCAGGCAUGGCACCGCCUCCUUUUCCUGCUGGCCUUGAAUGGAGUCCCGGGAAGCCACCCAGUCCCUGUACCCAUUCCUCCCGACCCUCCCCGAGGAGGCCACACAGUCCUGAGCGGGCCAGGAAGGACCCUCCACCAGGGACUUGGUGGCCUCUUCCUCCCCUGGCCUCAGUCUGUGUAUCUGGAGCCUAGCAGGGCCAUGGACACCUUCAGCGCCCGCAACCUGGCCCUGCAGACGCAGAAGAAACUUCUGAGCAAGAUGGCCUCUAAGACCAUGGCCACGGCGCUCCUGGACGAGGCGAGUGGCGAGGUGCUGGACGAGCUGUACCGCGCCACCAAGGAGUUCACGCGCAGUCGCAAGGAGGCACAGAAGGUGAUCAAGAACUUGGUCAAGGUGGCCGUGAAGCUGGCCGUGCUGCUGCGGGCCGGGCAGCUGGCGGCUGACGAGCUGGCGCUGCUGCGGCGCUUCCGGCAGAAGGCGCGCAGCCUGGCGCUCACGGCCAUCAGCUUCCAGCAGGUGGACUUCACCUUCGACCGCCGCGUGCUGGCCGCGGGCCUGCUCGACUGUCGGGACCUGCUGCUGCAGGCGGCCGGGCCGCACCUCACGGCCAAGUCGCACGGUCGCAUCCAGCAUGCCUUCCGCCACCUGGCCGACGGCGACUUCCUGGCCGCACUCUACGGCCCGGCCGAACCCUACCACUCACACCUGCGCCGCAUCUGUGAUGCCCUUGGCCGCUUGCUGGACCAGGACGGUAUCUGAGUGUGGGGGACGCUGCACGCCCCGGCCUGGCGUGGGGGCAGGUGC
This is a messenger RNA of Ochotona princeps (American pika), 844 nucleotides long. It is a transcript of the gene TNFAIP8L1, whose product is annotated as TNF alpha induced protein 8 like 1. Gene Ontology annotation, biological process: negative regulation of TOR signaling; regulation of apoptotic process. The record is from RefSeq and is a predicted model, not a curated record. The transcript is spliced from 2 exons. NCBI's taxonomy places the organism in Eukaryota, Metazoa, Chordata, Mammalia, Lagomorpha, Ochotonidae. Bases 239 to 799 code for a protein of 186 amino acids. Gene Ontology annotation, cellular component: cytoplasm.